Gongylonema pulchrum is the source of this 579-nucleotide messenger RNA. The record is from the annotation of a GenBank genome assembly. Lineage: Eukaryota; Metazoa; Nematoda; Chromadorea; Rhabditida; Gongylonematidae.
AUGUUUGAGACCGAUUUAUAUACAAAAGCGAUCUCUCGAGAUGCAGUAGCUGGGACAAAAAUUGUCAGGGUGGUAGCUGAAGAUCCGGAUCUUGUCAAUGACUCUUCGCCUAAUUCGAACUCAGUUCGUUAUCGAAUUGACGAAACGGUUUAUCGGUACGGAGAUCGAGUUCGGCAGGCCAGUGGUUUCCUCACCAUCGAUGAAAAAUCCGGUGUUAUACGACUGGCGCAAUCGCCGCAUGCAUCAGCAGGUGGCGUUUUUGAAUCACGAAUCGCGAGCAGUGAUCACACUGAUGUCGAUUCCCAUAUUGCGAACACGAAGCUGAAGGUACGCAGAAAUUUAAAAUUACUUCAAUUAUUAUUGUUAUCACCGUUAUUACUACCAAAAUUAUUAUUACCCCCAAGAAAUUACCACUGUUAUUAUUUAUCGCCAUUAGUAACUAUUACUGUCAUAGUUAUCACUAUUUUUAUUAUCACUGUUAUUACUACUAUAAUUAUUACUCUUAUUCAUACAACAGCAGCGCAGUCGCACAUUCUAACUUUUAAUUUUUACAACAGUGUUUCCGGAAUGCAGUUUUAA